This is a messenger RNA of Microthlaspi erraticum, 849 nucleotides long. The record is from the annotation of a GenBank genome assembly. NCBI's taxonomy places the organism in Eukaryota, Viridiplantae, Streptophyta, Magnoliopsida, Brassicales, Brassicaceae.
AUGGAAAACAAAGGAUCAUCGGGGAAGAACAUCGAACAAGUUCAAGAAAGUUGUUAUCACGAGUGGAUGAAUUUACAAUCUGAACGGAUCCCCGAGCUCAAACAAGCCUUAGCUCACCGACGAACUCACGAAAACGCCGACGCUGACGCCGAUGAUGACAAACUCCGUGAAUUAACACAAAAGAUCAUCGGAGAUUUCAAAAACUACGCCGGAAAAAGAGCUGAUCUAUCUCACCGAUGUAGCUCAAACUACUACGCACCGUCGUGGAACACUCCUUUAGAGAACGCUCUGAUUUGGAUGGGUGGUUGCAGACCAUCUUCUUUCUUUAGGCUUGUUUAUGCUUUGUGUGGGUCCCAAACUGAGAUUCGUGUGACUCAGUUUCUUCGUAACGUCGACGGUUACGAUUCUUCAGGUACCGGCGGGGCAUCACUUAGCGAUCUAACGGCGGAGCAACUGGCGAAGAUCAACGUGUUGCAUGUGAAAAUCAUAGAUGAAGAAGAAAAGAUGACCAAGAAAGUCUCAAGCCUGCAAGAGGAUGCUGCGGAUAUUCCCAUCGCAACGGUGGCUUAUGCAGAGGAGCACGUUGGAGAGCCCAACAGGGCGGUGGAUCAGGCUCUCGACAAGCAAGAAGAGGCUAUGGCCAAUUUGUUGGCCGAGGCCGAUAAGCUGAGGGUAGACACUUUAGCGAAGAUUGUCGAGAUUCUAACGCCGAUACAAGGGGCGGAUUUCUUGCUCGCUGGAAAAAAGCUUCAUCUGUCGAUGCAUGAGUGGGGAACAGUAAGAGAUCGUCGCCGUCGUGAGUGUAUAAUUGAGGAUGGAGUUAAUCCUGCCGGAGAGGAGGAGAAGUAA